Pseudopodoces humilis (Tibetan ground-tit) is the source of this 1079-nucleotide messenger RNA. It is a transcript of the gene ROMO1, whose product is annotated as reactive oxygen species modulator 1. Gene Ontology annotation, cellular component: TIM23 mitochondrial import inner membrane translocase complex. NCBI's taxonomy places the organism in Eukaryota, Metazoa, Chordata, Aves, Passeriformes, Paridae. Gene Ontology annotation, biological process: protein import into mitochondrial matrix; protein insertion into mitochondrial inner membrane. The record is from RefSeq and is a predicted model, not a curated record.
UGAAGCGCGCGCUGAGGACCCCGGUUCGCUCCCGAGAGCUCUUGCGCCGGACGGCAGGCAAUGGUCGACGUUCCUGAGGCGUCUGCGGCCUGAGCGUCUGCGCUGAGUCCCCGUCCAUGGCCUCGGUCUCCGUAAGGAUGCCUGUGACCGUGGGCCCGUAUGGGCAGUCGCAGCCCAGCUGCUUUGACAGAAUAAAGAUGGGUUUCAUGAUGGGCUUUGCAGUGGGCAUGGCUGCAGGAGCGCUGUUCGGAACAUUUUCCUGCCUCAGGAUUGGCAUGAGAGGACGAGAGCUGAUGGGUGGAGUUGGCAAAACGAUGAUGCAAAGCGGUGGGACGUUUGGGACAUUCAUGGCCAUUGUUCUGCGUAAGGAAGACACAUGAGCAGCAGCACUACCUCAACCGGCACCUGUACAGCCUGGAUCUGGUCCAAGUGCCUCUUCCCUAUUUUCAAGGCAGAAACACAACUUCACUGCCUGAAGCGCAACUAGAGAGCAGCUCUACUUCAGCUAUUAUGUUACUAUUCCCCAGGAUCCUGCUGUAUUCCCAGCCCCCCUCCACCUUUGCCUUUUGCUUACUCACAGUUCCUUGAUUUAGGAGAGGCCUUUGCCCCACUGCAGCUCAAGGACAGAUACAGCCCUAGGGGCUGCAUAGCAGGUCCUCUCCUCACAAUACCACAGGAACACCAGCAGCAUUGCUGCCUGCCCAACCCUCACCCACUCCCGAGGAAUGUUCUGUUCUCCCUAUUCUCUCUACCUUGGUCUUUUCUUGGUGGUUUAAAAGGCCAGGGAGAUGGGACGGGUAGAAAGGGCAAAGCACAGAGGCAGGCACCCUCUAGAAACCAGAUUGAAAGCCAACAUAACUGACUUCUCCAGCCACAGGACUCUUGAACAUUUUUGAAGGAUGGGAGUCAAGGUGGGCACGAGGUGGGGUCAUCUCUGGACUGAACUUUAAGCGUGCCUGAGGAGGGCAAGAAUUGUGCCCAGAUCCUUAGCAACCAUGCCAACACUGCAAAGAGGGCUGGGACAGCUCCUGCUUGUACUGUCUGAGCACAUGAUAUCCUAUGGUGUACCUAGAUACUGU